AUGGAGAGACGGAGUUUCUUACUGGGAACUUCUGUUGAUGGAGUAUUAGGAGGAUAUGGGCAUGUGAAUGAUGCUGAUAUUAUAGGAAGUGAGGUUUUUCUCAAGACCCUUCUGCAAGAAAGAUUAGUAAACAGAGGAACAAAUCAACAUCUAGUGGCUCUUGAUUGUGGAUCUGGCGUUGGACGGAUCACCAAGAAUCUUCUCAUACGGUACUUUAACGAGGUUGAUCUUGUCGAGCCUGUAGCUCAGUUCCUCGAUGCUGCACGUGAAAAUCUGGCAUCUACGGGCUCAGAAACGCACAAAGCAGCUAACUUUUUCUGUGUACCUCUUCAGUGGUGCAUUGGGCAUCUCACUGACGAUGAUUUUGUUUCUUUCUUUAACCGAGCAAAGGGAUGCCUUAAACCCGGUGGGUUUUUCGUGUUGAAAGAGAAUCUCGCUAAGAAAGGUUUUGUUUUGGAUAAAGAGGAUCGUAGCAUCACCCGAUCGGAUCCCUACUUUAAACAGCUCUUUCGUCGAUGUGGGUUGCAUCUCUUUCAAACGAAGGAUCAGAAGGGUCUUCCGCGAGAGUUAUUUGCUGUUAAAAUGUAUGCUUUAACGGUUGAUACACCACCCAAAGUCCAUAAAACCAAAUCGAAAACACACGGCAACAGGCCCCACAUUAUCAAAUGACAGGCUUUUUGAUUUAAUGACAGAAGCUACCAACGUUAUUGUGAGAUCCGUAGAUCAAGGCUUGGCUGCUUCAAGGAUGGUUCAUAAUUGCGUAGUUUGGUUUCGUUCAGACCUCCUGGCCUCGCCUAGUUUAUGAACCUUCUUGUUCGUUGUCUGAUCAUUUGUCCCGACUUGGAGAUAACUGUACUAGAAUUUAUAUCUCAAGUUAGAGCAUACUCUUCAAAUAGUGAUCUGUAAUCUGAAAUGUAGCCGCUUCAUAUGUAAUAAUUUUGUUUUUGCAGCCAAGGGGGAAAAUAUCUUUUUCUAAAAUAUGUAAAUCUACAUUGAUCA
Molecule: messenger RNA, 999 nt
Organism: Raphanus sativus (radish)
Lineage: Eukaryota; Viridiplantae; Streptophyta; Magnoliopsida; Brassicales; Brassicaceae
Product: alpha N-terminal protein methyltransferase 1
Exons: 9
Coding region: 1-669 (222 amino acids)
Biological process (GO): N-terminal protein amino acid methylation
Cellular component (GO): cytoplasm
Molecular function (GO): methyltransferase activity
Source: RefSeq, a predicted model, not a curated record